Choloepus didactylus (southern two-toed sloth) is the source of this 1819-nucleotide messenger RNA. RefSeq names its product SMAD family member 3 (gene SMAD3). NCBI's taxonomy places the organism in Eukaryota, Metazoa, Chordata, Mammalia, Pilosa, Megalonychidae. The transcript has 9 exons. Gene Ontology annotation, molecular function: I-SMAD binding; RNA polymerase II cis-regulatory region sequence-specific DNA binding; DNA-binding transcription factor activity, RNA polymerase II-specific. The record is from RefSeq and is a predicted model, not a curated record. The coding region runs from base 527 to 1804 and encodes 425 amino acids. Gene Ontology annotation, biological process: anatomical structure morphogenesis; cell differentiation; BMP signaling pathway. Gene Ontology annotation, cellular component: heteromeric SMAD protein complex.
GCGGGCGGGAGCGGGAGCUCCGCGCACGCACCGGGUCGGCCCAGCGAGCGAGCGAGGAGGAGGGAAACUUGGGAGGCGAGGCGCAGAGGCGGAGGGAUUUGCGCAUCAAAGCGAGCGAGGAGAGCAAAGUUUGGAUCAGGGGUUGGACUUUCCUUCCCAGCAGCGGCACCCAAAUAGCUACCCCGCGCGGAAACCCAAACUUUUCUCUGCCACUCGACUCACCCGGCCGAUACCUCCGCCCGGCGUUCCGGGCCUGCCCGACCCGGCGCCGCUGUCGUCCUCCUGCCCGUCUCCCUCGCCUUCUCCCAGCCGUGGGAGCCGCUUGGGGCGCAGGGCCGCGCGCCGAGCCCCGCAGGCUGCAGCGCCGCGGCCCGGCCCGGCGCGCGAGAAAGUUCGCCCAGAGUUGAGGCGAAGUUUGGGCGGCCGCGGCCGGCCUCGGCAGAGCUCCCCUCUGCGCCCCCGGCGUACCGCCGCGCCCAGCCCCGCCGGGGGCGCCCCUCGCCGCGCCCGCGCGCCCUCCCCAGCCAUGUCGUCCAUCCUGCCCUUCACCCCCCCGAUCGUGAAACGCCUGCUGGGCUGGAAGAAGGGCGAGCAGAACGGGCAGGAGGAGAAGUGGUGCGAGAAGGCGGUCAAGAGCUUAGUCAAGAAGCUCAAGAAGACGGGGCAGCUGGACGAGCUGGAGAAGGCCAUCACCACGCAGAACGUCAACACCAAGUGCAUCACCAUCCCCAGGUCCCUGGAUGGCCGGCUGCAGGUGUCCCAUCGGAAGGGGCUCCCCCAUGUCAUCUACUGCCGCCUGUGGCGAUGGCCCGACCUGCACAGCCACCACGAGCUGCGGGCCAUGGAGCUGUGUGAAUUCGCCUUCAACAUGAAGAAGGAUGAGGUCUGCGUGAAUCCCUACCACUAUCAGAGAGUGGAGACACCAGUUCUACCUCCUGUGUUGGUGCCGCGCCACACAGAGAUCCCGGCCGAGUUCCCCCCGCUGGACGACUACAGCCAUUCCAUCCCCGAAAACACUAACUUCCCCGCGGGCAUCGAGCCCCAGAGCAAUAUUCCAGAAACCCCACCCCCUGGUUACCUGAGUGAAGAUGGAGAAACCAGUGACCACCAGAUGACCCACAGCAUGGACGCAGGUUCUCCAAACCUGUCCCCGAAUCCGAUGUCCCCAGCACACAAUAACUUGGACCUUCAGCCAGUCACCUAUUGCGAGCCUGCCUUCUGGUGCUCCAUCUCCUACUAUGAGCUGAACCAGCGUGUUGGGGAGACGUUCCAUGCCUCACAGCCAUCCAUGACAGUGGACGGCUUCACCGACCCCUCCAACUCAGAGCGCUUCUGCCUCGGGCUGCUCUCUAACGUCAACAGGAACGCUGCAGUGGAGCUCACUCGGAGGCACAUUGGGAGAGGCGUGCGGCUCUACUACAUCGGAGGGGAAGUCUUCGCAGAGUGCCUCAGUGACAGCGCGAUUUUUGUCCAGUCUCCCAACUGUAACCAGCGCUAUGGCUGGCACCCAGCCACCGUCUGCAAGAUCCCACCAGGAUGCAACCUGAAGAUCUUCAACAACCAGGAGUUUGCUGCCCUCCUGGCUCAGUCCGUCAACCAGGGCUUUGAGGCUGUCUACCAGUUGACGCGGAUGUGUACCAUCCGCAUGAGUUUUGUCAAAGGCUGGGGAGCGGAAUACAGGAGACAGACGGUGACCAGUACCCCCUGCUGGAUUGAGCUGCACCUGAAUGGUCCUUUGCAGUGGCUUGACAAAGUACUCACCCAGAUGGGCUCCCCAAGCAUCCGCUGUUCCAGUGUGUCUUAGAGACAUUGAGUGUGA